Panicum virgatum (switchgrass) is the source of this 1855-nucleotide messenger RNA. RefSeq names its product chalcone synthase 8-like. The coding region runs from base 5 to 1474 and encodes 489 amino acids. Gene Ontology annotation, biological process: polyketide biosynthetic process. Gene Ontology annotation, molecular function: acyltransferase activity, transferring groups other than amino-acyl groups. The record is from RefSeq and is a predicted model, not a curated record. The transcript has 2 exons. NCBI's taxonomy places the organism in Eukaryota, Viridiplantae, Streptophyta, Magnoliopsida, Poales, Poaceae.
AUAGAUGCAGUGUGGAGUUCACUUGAAGAACGCACGAACCCUACCAAAGCUAGCUAAUCGCUCGAUCGGUCCUCAUCCGCUGCCCAUGGCUCCCGCCACCCUCUUCGCCGCCAAUAACGCAAUCCGCUGCCAGCCAUGUCCGCCGCGACUGCUGAGCCAAUGCCACAGUAGUCCUCGUCGUCUGCAUUUGGCUUCCGCUUCCGGACGAGGCGCUGCAAAGCCGGCGUCAAGCUUGUCCACCACCUGGGAGUGUCCAACUGUUCACAGUCAAGAAUCACUGAUCCGUCUUCCCGGGCGAGCCGACGGCCUCGCGAAUGUACUGGCGAUCGGCACUGCAAACCCACCCAACUGCGUGCUGCAGGAGGAGUACCCUGAUUGGUUCUUCCGGGUCACCCAAACCGACCACCUCACCCACCUCAAAGCCAAGAUGAAGAGAAUCUGUGGCAGAACCGAAAUCAAGAAACGCUACUUCCACUAUGACGAGGACCUGAUCCGCAGCAACCCAGAGUUCCUGGACAGCACGCUACCAUCCCUGACCGCGCGGCAAGCCAUCACGGCCACCGCCGUGCCGGAGCUCGCCGCGGCCGCCGGUGCCAAGGCCAUCGCCGAGUGGGGAAGGCCGCCGUCGUACAUCACCCACCUCAUCUUCUGCACCUACUCCUGCACCCACAUGCCUGGCGCCGACCUUCGGCUGGCGUCCCUACUGGGUCUCAGCCCCUCCGUGGAGCGCACCAUGCUCUACUUCACCGGCUGCAACUCCGGCGCAGCCGCGCUGCGUCUCGCCAAGGACGUCGCCGAGAACAACCGCGGUGCGCGCGUCCUGGUCGCCUGCGCCGAGACCAGCCUCAUCUUCUUCCGCGCGCCGGAUGAGGCGCGCGCCGACACGCUCGUGUUCCCGGCGUUAUUCGGUGACGGCGCGGGCGCCGUGGUCGUCGGCUCCGAUCCAGGAACAACAACCAUAGCAGGCACAGACGCCGCCGAGCGCCCGCUCUUUGAGCUGGUGUCGUCUGCCCAAGCAACCAUACCCGGGAGCGCCCACGUCGCCUCCACGACGCUCGCCGAGUGCGGCAUCGUCUACGACCUCCCAAAGGGGCAGCCAUCGUUCGUUGCUGACAACAUUGAGCAUUGCCUUGUCAACGCAAUCUGGACGCUGGGGCUGAGAUGCGACUGGAACGACCUCUUCUGGGUAGUGCACCCUGGAGGCCGCGCUGUCUUGGAUGGCAUCCAGGGGUCUCUUAAGCUGGAUGAAUCCAAGCUCAGCGCAAGCCGCCGGGUCCUCAGUGAGUAUGGUAACAUGAGUGGCGCGACCAUCAUCUUUGUGCUGGAUGAGAUGCGUCGUCGCCAGCGCAAGGGAGACCAGCUGCUGGAUGGUGGUGAGAUGAUGGAGAAGGAAGAAUGCGAGUGGGGCGCCAUGGUAGGGCUCGGACCAGGGCUUACCGUCGAGACCAUGCUGUUGCGCGCCACAGGCAAUUAGAUCCUAUCAGCACCUUACGUACUGCAGUCUGCAGAUAAUAAUGUCCCGCCAUGCAUGAUAUGUGCCAAGUCUUGCCAUCCGCCCGCGUAGAUUUCUAUGUAUCGAUGGCCAUGGGAUGUGUGAUGUGUUUGUGUUCCUGCUCCAUGAUUCUCCUCGCUAAUUUGGAGCGCGCGGCCAGCUUCUUUUUCUAGUUUCGAUCUUUUGCUAUCCUCUUUGAGUAAUUGUACUGUGUCUAUUAGCCUUAGAGCAAUGUACUUGUAUCGUUUGGCUAGAUUCACUUAAGUUCGAGUGAAGAGGCCGGAUUGUUUUUCCUUUAUCUAAAAAAUUUUGGAGCUGGCCAGGCCUAGUGCAUGCAAAUGACUCUCGUAUAAGGCUUAUGGU